CCGAGAUUUUACACCUACAGUGGCUUCCUGUUUUUUUGUUUUGUUUUGAAGAGGAAAAUUUUGUAAUUUUCGAUUCAGUUUAAAUGUCAUGUUAGAAGAUGCCUAACUGUUCUGUGUGUUUAGAUUUAGUGAGGGUAGCCACUUGCUGUGUGCCAUGUGGCCAUAUUUUUUGUUAUUCCUGUAUCCAUCGUUGGAUAUCUCGUUCACCAGACACAAAAUGUCCCCAAUGCAGAGGAAGUAUACACUGUAUACAGAAAGUUAUACUGGAGGCAAAUGAAUCAGCAGAAUUAACAGAGGAAGAUUUACAAGAUCCAUGGAGUCAUUCAGACUGGGACAAUAUGCUUUUAUCAGUAUUAAAUAUUUGGAAGACAAGUCCUGUAAAGCGAGUCUGUGAUCGUGUCAAAGACCGUACCCAAAGCAAUAUCUAUGCAAGAAGUUUUAUGGAUGGGUGUGCUCAAGGUUACCAACACUGUUCCCACUUAUUGGGGGAAUUUCAACGAGUGGAUGGUGACAUAGAAGAUAAAGCAGAAUGGUUGAAGGAUAAAACUGUGUUUUACUUGGACAUUUUGAAAACAAGAGCAAUUAAUCAUCCCAGAAUAGUUGACUUGAGAACUAGAUGGAGUAAUCUAAAUGAUGACAAGAAAUUCUGGUACAGUGUGUUAUUAGUCAUUACAUUAUUCCUGUUAGUAGCAGACGUACAAAAUGAAAAUGGACUCUUCCAAUUGGUCACAUGGCCUGUAUGUAAAACAAUGUUGACAGUCGUGUAUGAAAUGUUACGCAUUCUGUUUUAUAUUCCUGUUCGUCCCGUAUUUGGAUUAAUCCGAUGUGCCAUAGAAGUUUUGUGGAUUUUAGUUGAUAUAGUUAUCAAUACAAUUCUCUGUUUGAUGAACAUAGUUACGAUUCUGCUAUUACUACCUGCGAACUUAAUGAAUAGUUUUGGGAUUCUAAUUCCCAGUUUAGCAACAAAAGCAAAAAUGUUUCUACCAGUGGUAAUGUUAUUGUAUGUCUUUGUGCCAAAUUUCCAGCUUUGGUGUCGAGGCAUGUUGGUCCGACUUCAGAGGAAUGUUCAGGCUCAGCAAAAUUAGAAUAUGCACAUAGUUUUUGAAAAUAAGUGACUAUGAUAAAAAAAAAAUAAGAAUAUUUUUAUACAUGUUUAAAAUAUAUUUGAUAAAUGAUGUAAAAUAUUUUAACUUACAUCAUGUACAUACAUGUGACAUACAGGUUUAGGAAAAAUGUUUUAGACAUUUUAAAAGGAGUUUUGAACAUAAGUAACCACUUUAAGAAUUUAAGAUUAACAAUGUAAAAAAAGAAAAUGAUACAGAUCUAACACACUCUGCAGAAAAAGUGACUUACUGUUCAUAGACAUAAUAUAAAUUUUGUUAAUUUUAUUACUUAUUUAUAUAUGUUAUUGGAUGCCUUAAGUUUACUUAUACCUAACAUGGUUUAUAUGUCUUUAUUCAAGUAUUAACUUCAACAAACUACAGAUUAUUUGUAUUAUAUUUUUCUUUGAGGGAGAACAAGGAGGGGACAGCAUAGAGUUUUAUAUUUGUGUCUUUGACAAUAUUUGUGCUUUAGGCUAUUGCAUGAUCUUUUAAUAAAGUGUUAGCUUUUUAAAGUGUUAAGAAACAUUUUUUUUAAUUAUCUAGCUUUAUUGCUCUUUUCACUAGAAAAUAAAUCAUUACCAUAUACAUGAUAGGUCAAGUCUGAACAAAUUGCUUCAAUGGUCAACAUUGGAAACAUUUUUUUUAAAUGCAUGACUUUGAAGAUGCACUUUGAAAAUCACAGUUGUGGUUGGGUGUUGUUUUAUAGCAUAUCAAACCUUUCAUUUCAUAAAGCAUAUCAAUUCUCCAGCUUGUAUAAGGCAUAUCAAAGCUUCCACUCAAGUUCAAAUUUAUGUAUGAAAAAUCCAAAAGUCAUUUUAUGAUACUAUUAUUUGAAAGAUAAAUAAAACUAUAAGCAGGUUGAAUUAAAACUUAUCUUUUAAAACUAGUUCAUAAGUACCAACGUGAUCAAAUCAAAGUUAAGGUGCAAAAAAAUGAUUUGUGAUUUGUUUACCUUCUACCAAAUAAAGGUUUGAAAGAAAAUUGAAUAACAACAAUGAACAAAUGCAUAGUUUCUGCUGUAACUUCUUGCAUGUACACAUGAUACAUGUACAUUUUUUGUAUACAAUUAAUUCAAAGCUAUUUUGUAAAAUAGUUUAACUUCCUAUUUGACUAUAAAUCUAUGUAAGAUAAAUACAUGCAUAAUAAUAUUUGUAAGAUGUAAAAAGUAUUUUUUUUUAUGUUUUUUGUGUAUGUAGCCUUAAACAUGUACAUUACCCUUUUAAUAUCAAUAUGUAAAGUUACCUACAUAUCAUAUGACCUCAUUAACACAAAUGUGAACUUUGAAACAUUGAUCUUUUCUUAUUCAGUAAUAAGGUACAUGUAGAUAUGGCUCUAUUAACUGGGGCAGAUCCAGCCAUUUUCAAAAGGGGGUUCCAAAUCCUGGAUAAAGAGGGUGAGUGAGGUGUCAAACCAUUUGUCCCCAUUCAAAUGCAUUGAUCAUUAAAAAAAUGGGAACCACCCUCUUGAUCUGCCACUUAUUAAUUUGGAAGAAGGGUACACAUGAUGUGAAAUUGUUAAAAAGUUAUUAAUUUGGAAAAAGGGUACAUAUGAUGUGACAUUGUUAAAAAGUUCUAUAUAUAGGGAGGCAUAAUGAAUGUUGUUUCAUUUCCAGCAUUGAAAUUGAGUACUAUUUGUCAAGCAAAUUAUGGACUCAAAAAAAUAUUCUUUGAAAAUAUUGAGUAUGUAUAACGUAAGGGUACCCAAAUUGCACCGAGUACCCAAAUUGCACCUAUUUAGAAAAAAUAGCCACGGAAAUCUUACAAGAUCUCCUAGAGACUUAACAAUUUGUAUUUUUAUGAUUUGAUAUUAUGCACGUCUUUCAACAUAUGUAAACAUAUUUAGAUAUACACAAAACGUUCACAGUAUUUAUCAACAGAUGGACUGUUUACUGAAAAAAACAAAAUGUACGAAAACGUCAUCAUGCGACGUCAUCAAAACGUCAUCUUUUUAAAAUUAGCAAAUACAAUAUAUUAUAAGUAUUCAUUUCGUAAAAUAUGAAGAAUAAGCAUAGACUUAUAUCCAAUUGUUCAAAAUAUUUGAAGAAAUUAAACAAAAGCUCGGUUAUUAGACUUCUGCCGAUGUGAAUUUAAGCAUGGAUGCAAUUUGGGUACUCCUCAUUACAGAAUCAUGGACAGUUUGGAGGUUGAUUCAAACCCAAUUUUUUAUGACUCAAAAUGGGAUUAAAAACUAAAUUGGUGUACAUAUACAAUAAAGAAGGAUAUGGCUACAAAAUAGACACAUUAAUGACAUUUAUUUCUUGAUCAUAAAAAAACGUAGGUGAAAAAACUGUCAAAAUAGGUGCAAUUUGGGUACCGUCACGUUAUGCAUGUUUAAAAACUAUUACAUAUGCCCUUUAAUGAAUGAAAUGUAUUGGCAGGUAGACAAUACAUGAACAAAAUAAACAUCAUCUGAUGGGUUACACUUAAUUGCAGUUAUAUGAAAAAGACAAUAAAGAUGGACUAUUGUGUACAUGCUAACUUACAUAAGCUGUCAAUCAAAGCAUGCAUGAUCUCAUUCGAUACCUAUGCAGUAGAAAACAUUUGUUGUAUUAUUUAUCAUGUUUAUUAUAUUUGUGUAUUUUAUGUGCCAAAAAAAAUUUGUGUUUUACUGUUGGUUAGAAUAUGUUUGAACAAAUUUAACAAGAUAUAAGAUGCAUUAAUUUUUGUAUUUGAUUUACAGUUGUGUGAAUUAAAAUUUUCAUGCACAUACACUUUUAGUAUAGAAAAAUAUAUAUAAAGAUUAUACCACCGCAUCAUUGAUCAGUGAUACAAUAUUUAUCCACUUGAGACAGUUAAAUUUUCAAAUUUAAAAUGGGAGGCUGGCAGAGCGUUUUAAAUAUUUAAAAUUUAACUGUCAAGAGUGGAUAAAUAUCGUAUUACAUAAGCUUUGGUGGUGAAAUCUGUUUUCCCUAAAUGAUUUGUAAACAAUAUGCAAACUCAUUCCUUCUUUUCUAAUGAUCUGCACAAAAGAUGUGUUCUUUUUUUAAGCGACGUCACAAUAGAAAAUUCAGAGGAAAGCAAGAAAACUUGACGUCAUAAUCGAAAUUUGAACCAAUGAAUUGAUUUAAUAAAAAUAUGUUUAUGAAAGGAUA
Mytilus trossulus (common blue mussel) is the source of this 4194-nucleotide messenger RNA. RefSeq lists its product as uncharacterized. The transcript is spliced from 6 exons. NCBI's taxonomy places the organism in Eukaryota, Metazoa, Mollusca, Bivalvia, Mytilida, Mytilidae. Bases 99 to 1085 code for a protein of 328 amino acids. The record is from RefSeq and is a predicted model, not a curated record.